Messenger RNA from Labeo rohita (rohu), 1881 nucleotides. RefSeq names its product E3 ubiquitin-protein ligase RNF12-B. The coding region runs from base 239 to 1459 and encodes 406 amino acids. The record is from RefSeq and is a predicted model, not a curated record. The transcript is spliced from 12 exons. Lineage: Eukaryota; Metazoa; Chordata; Actinopteri; Cypriniformes; Cyprinidae.
AUGAUGAUGAUGAAGACUGAUGCUGAGGUGCGUGGACUGCGCUCCUAACCCCUUCCCCCACAGGCAGACAGAGAGAUGAAAAAAUCAACGCGCCUUUAAAUAGAACCAUAUUGUCAUUCUGACUGCUGUUAUCUCACUGCCAGAGCGGCGACGGAUCCACUCGCCGUCCACUGCCUCAUCGCACGACCGAAGAAAUACACUUUAUAUACUUUCAUUCUACACACUCUUCACAGCAAACAUGCCUUCCAAGAGAAAGAAGAACAAGCGCCGAAUGAGAAAAGUGCAAGCCCAAAAAAAGGCUGUGGAGGAGCGGUUCGCCUCCUCUGGAAGGGGAACUUCAGGAGUGUGUGCUGUCCCUGCCCCAGUUCCUGCACGAGUUCCAGUUGCUAAAACCUCAAAAUGCCCUGUUGCAGUUCCAAUUCCCCUGGCAGUGAUUGCCCCCAUUGACGUUCCUGCUGAAGUUCCUCCAGCAAAACCAGUCGCGUUAGAAGUCUCAGUCACGGAUGGCAUCAAAGACGAAGUAGUGAAAGCUGCAGAGGACCUAGGACAAACCCCAGUGGAACCCCCUGCAAAAGAGCCAGAUGCGACUGAGGAAGGUGCAAGCGUUGUCAUUCCAGUAUCAGAGGUCACAUCAUCUACAGAUGAGCCGGUGUCCAUCCCUACAGAAUCUGAGGUCCAGUUUGAGGACACUACACUUGUAGCCACAGAGACGCUUGUUGUAGCUCAACCUGUCGAGACGGUUGACACCGAGCAGGCAGUUGAAGCUGAGCUUCUUGCUGAGGAUCCUGUGGUAGAGGUACCAAUGCCAGAGGAGGAAACAGUGACUGCAGCUGAAAGUGUUGCUGCGGUUGAAACUGUGACAGAAACGGUAGUAACUGAAGUUGAGCCUGUUGCUGACACUGCAGUGGAAGUCGAUGGGCACGUUAUCGGGGUCGUGGGAGAGCCUGUCAUAGAAGCUGAAGCCAUAACUGUUGAAAAAGAGCCUGCUGAAGUCCACACAGUCACAGAAGUCACGGAGGAUGUACAUGCAGAGCCUGAACCAAAAGCGUUUCCAUUGGAAGCUGUAGUACCUACAGAAGCUUUAGUGGAACCAGAGCCUGAGCAGCAGCAGCCAGUCCUACUGGAGGAACCCACGCCUUCGGUCGAGUCCACGAGUGACCCCAUCGCUGAAGAAUUUGUUGUGACUGAGUCAGUAGCUGUUGACACAACCGUUGCAGAGGAACAGAUUCCUGAAAUAACAACAGAUGCCCCCAAGGGUCUAUCAGAGACACUGUCAGAAACGAUUCCUGCUCCUGAGCCUCUGCCUGUGCCUGUACCAAAAGAGAUUAUACAAGCUCAAGAUGAAUUUACGGCGCAAGUAGAAACCGAAACUAUAAAGGACUUGGCAGUGGCUGGUGGCCUAACUGUGGAUGCCAUAAAUGGAUGUCUGGGAGCUACCGAAGUUGCAAUUGAAGGUUAAAGUGCCUAUGUUUCAUAGGACAUAAAGGGAUGGCUGAAAUAUGAAACUAUGCAAAGUGCCUUUCUGUUAUGAUUCUUACCUAAACUACGGCAAGGAUGUGCGGCUGAUCUUCGCUGAUGGAGUUUCUCCGAGCUUCUGACUAAUUUUCUUCAGUUUCCAUAUGCAUGUACAGUAGAUUUGAUGGCGUUAUACAUUGCAUACGUAGUCAAGUAAAAUGGAGGGGUGUUGCAAAUGUAUAUGUUUUUAUUUAGACCAUUUUGUAAUGGGGAAUGAAAACUUCUUGUUGUAUUUGAUAAAAUUAUUUGGAGUGGAGUGCUUUAGAGCACAAUUUCAUACAAUGCCAUCACCACAUCUUCUGUGUCCUCCUCAACUAUCCAUAUGUGCCUUUUUCCAAAUAAUAAAUAAAGGGAGUUUGAGGAUAA